AUGGCUGCUCCGGUACCCACAGUCCCCUCUGUCAAGCAAUCCUUCAUCGCCGCCCAAAUCACCAUUCUCGCUCAGCCGCCAGUGCCGUCUCACGCCUGGCGCGCCGCCAACACCGCCUCUGAUCACCCCAUCCCGCCACGCGCCCUCGACGACGCCCUCUCGGCACUCGCCCACGCCAUACAGCAGCAUUGCCGCCGUGUUUACCCGCCCCAGGCCACCCGCAAUGUCGCCGACCAGAUAGCCAGCGCCUAUGCGCGCGACGCCGAGCGCAAGGUCGGCGCCGAGGGCGACGUCGAUGGCGCUGUCCUAAAGGAGCUCGACCUGUCCGACGAUGUCGUCAUCGAAGCGCUCCCGCCCUCGUGGCCCCUGGAUAGAGAAAUAAACGAUUACCCCAUGGAGGCGAAGCGAUAUGUCGAGGCCGCGUCCCGGCUCACACGCCUCAACGAGGAGCGCAAAACCCUAAGGCAGCGUGUCGAGAGGCUUCGCCGCCUUAAGGGAAGCGUCGAUCCCUUCCGCACCACAGAUGGCGCCGGCGUACAGGAGAACCUGAUCACUCGCAAUGGCCCCGUAGAGGUGGAGCUGGAGAGGAUGCGCUUUCUGCUGGCUCGCGUCGCUGGCCGGAUGAGCGAGCUACCAGCCACUUCUCCGGGCAGCCGGAUAAUUGAGCUUGCCUCUAUGGGUGGCGCCAGGAAGAGGGCCGUCGACGAGUUCCUUGCGGACGCACACGUUUUCCCGUCCUGA
Molecule: messenger RNA, 741 nt
Organism: Hirsutella rhossiliensis
Lineage: Eukaryota; Fungi; Ascomycota; Sordariomycetes; Hypocreales; Ophiocordycipitaceae
Product: kinetochore complex fta4 of sim4 subunit, or CENP-50 domain-containing protein
Exons: 2
Coding region: 1-741 (246 amino acids)
Cellular component (GO): Mis6-Sim4 complex
Source: RefSeq, a predicted model, not a curated record